UCUGAGCAAAAAUAUAGCGUCACUGACUUACGAAAGAAGACGCGCGAGCGAAAGGGUUACUCGGGCCUGUACAACCUACUGUCAAAGUUGUUUAUGUUUCCUGGGUAACAACAUACUGCUGCCGUCGCCUUGCAACCAGCCAGUCUAUAUAUCGGGUUAUGAUGACUACAACAAAAUUAAGAGCGCAAGUGGACACGGUAUCAACUGUUGUACCUCCACCUCCGUCGCGCUUUACACUAGACGAAUGGUAUGUCAAUAACCGACAUAGAUACCGAUGUUCCGAAACACAGCAACAGCUUGCCGAACGCUUGUUAGCUGAAUGCGAUCGCAUUAGAACAUUGACUGAGGAAAGUGCUAGAAGUAACAAAGAGGAAGUUGAUUAUCGUCUGGAGGAGAAGGUUAAGGAUAUUGAAUUCCGAAAAAAGGAACUUCUAAAUGUUCGAAAAGAAGUUCUCCAUGAAGUUGAUGCACUUGGUAUAUACAAGGAACGUUUAAUGGAUGCCCUUUCUUCUGUCAAAUGCAAUGCACUUGUUAUUUGUCAAAAAUGCCUGAUUGUCCGAGAACAUCGCCUAGGUAUUGACCUUGCGCGAGAUGAUGUCGAACGUGAGUUGCGCAAAGAGUGCGAAGUGAUCAGAGGUGCGGAGGACCUAUUAGUACGAACUCUUGAGCAAACACAUGAACAAACUCGCAGGCUCAAGGCUACUUUGUACUACAUGGACCAUGAUCUUGAGGACAAGGAUAAUAAUCUACGUAUCGAUCGGCAUAAUCGCACACUUACAGACACCAGUUUGAAUUUGGCUCUUUAUCAUGGAAACGCAAGGCUCGAUCCAUCGAGUAUUACACUCAGCGAAUGGGAAAUGCAAACCAACACCAAUAUUGUCAAAGCCUCAAAAGAGAUAAAUAGUGCAAGGCCCUUGCGUUGUUAUAUCGAUACAAUACUCAAACAAAUUAUAGACGAUCUUAAUGUUCAAAAACAGGCAACGGAUGAAGCUUUCCGUAGUCGUAUUGACGAAACUAAAAGUGUUAAAAUGAAGUUGGAGUUACAACAUUCUGAGAUCAUGCGCCAAGCUAACGAAAUGACACGUAAUAUUACACGUUUGGAAAAAAGUAUUGCGGAAAAAGAAAAAUAUAUGGCUUUGGCUCAUACACGAUUGGGUAAUCGCUGCCAAAGACCUGGCUUAGAGUUGUGUCGAGAUAUGGUGGAGACGAGUCUUGUUGAAGAGGUCUAUGAUUUGCGUGGGAAUGUCUCUAUGCUACAACGAAUGUUCAAUGAGGCUCAAGCUUCACUCCGGUAUUUAUUGAGAACACAAAUCCAGCUGGAAGAGGAUAUAAACGUUAAGGCUAAUACAUUGAAAAUUGAUGAAGUCGACUGUAUGACGCUUCGGCAAAGCAUGAGUUAUCAUGCUUAUUAAAAAUAUCGAUAGUAUUUACAGCAAUGAAA
Neodiprion fabricii is the source of this 1441-nucleotide messenger RNA. RefSeq names its product tektin-1 (gene Tektin-C). Gene Ontology annotation, cellular component: microtubule cytoskeleton; nucleus. The record is from RefSeq and is a predicted model, not a curated record. Lineage: Eukaryota; Metazoa; Arthropoda; Insecta; Hymenoptera; Diprionidae. Gene Ontology annotation, biological process: cilium assembly; cilium movement involved in cell motility. The coding region runs from base 159 to 1412 and encodes 417 amino acids. The transcript has 6 exons.